Messenger RNA from Aspergillus uvarum CBS 121591, 594 nucleotides. RefSeq lists its product as uncharacterized. The record is from RefSeq and is a predicted model, not a curated record. NCBI's taxonomy places the organism in Eukaryota, Fungi, Ascomycota, Eurotiomycetes, Eurotiales, Aspergillaceae. Bases 40 to 471 code for a protein of 143 amino acids. The transcript is spliced from 3 exons.
CCCUCCAACUACUGCUUUGUACCAAACAUACAGUUCAAUAUGGUCAAGCCUACAUUUCUUGCGCUACUGGCGCUAACCUCCCCUGUUUGGUCAAUGCCCCAGACCGCGGCCACCAAUCUCGCCAAAUGUACCGACUGGUGUUACAAGAACUACCCCAAUCCGUCGGCCACCUGCGUGUUCCCUGCGUUGACCGGACAGGGCCCGUGUUAUGUCUGCGGCCCGUUCAAGACCUCGCAGUCACAGCAACUGUGUAACGGAGCUUGCACAGAUACAAACACUGAUUCGAAGAAUUGUGGCGCCUGCAAUAACGCGUGCCAAAAUGCUGGGAAAUGUACCCUGGGCAAGUGUUGUAAUCCCGCCGGUACCUUCGGGUGCACUCUCGAUAAUUUUAUAAAGUUUUGUUGUCCGCUGGAUGCCUCUGGAAGUACAGGGUGUUAUUUUGGAGUUAACCCAACAGGCACAUGCCUUUGAGAGCUGUUGGGAAUAGGCAAAAGGAGAUGCCGGAAGCGACGUUCAUUCUACAAUACUGUCUUUGAAGUUCUUUGCACCAAACGUGACUCUCUGAUAGUUCUGUAUAUCAUUAUUUAAUAGGUG